This is a messenger RNA of Schistosoma mattheei, 5067 nucleotides long. The record is from the annotation of a GenBank genome assembly. Lineage: Eukaryota; Metazoa; Platyhelminthes; Trematoda; Strigeidida; Schistosomatidae.
AUGGCAAUUAGGUUUUGCAGUAACUGUUACAGCCACAUUAUUAUACGCAUUAUUUUUGGUGUAAUUAUAUUUGGAGUUCGUAUUAAACACUGGUCGAAAACUAUUGAAUUAGCUGAAACAAUAUCUCGUUAUAUGAGAGGGUGUAAUUUAUUAUUUAAUAUACUAUUUUAUCGUUCUCCACAUGCUCCUCGUGUAGCUCAACCUGUACGAUUGCUACCAAUCAGCAUAAAUUUGUCCACCUUUUCUACCAGUACAGAGGCAGCAGUACACUUAGCUGAGAAAAUGUGGAUUUCCAUUGAACAAAAAUAUGGUUGUUUGCCUGUUAGAUUACAAUGGGCAAGUAAAGAUGUAUAUGGUGAUUCAACGAAAACGUAUCGUAAAGUUUGUUGUCUUCCAUCAUGUAUAUGGGUAUUUGUCAAUGUGAUCACUUUACUCAGUAUGGCUACAUUAAUUGCUAUUGAUAAUUCAUUUUCAUCAAUUGAAAACAAAGAUAGCAAUAGUAAUCCAACUCCAAAAAUUGAUGGUGAUGUAAAUACUUUGACAGAAAAUUUAAAAGUAUUCAUCAUUGUCUGUGCUGUUAUAUCUGGAUUAAGUUUUCUCAUCUUGAUUGCUGCCAUUACACCAGGUAUAUUAAAAUUAAUAAGAGGUCGUCCAUUUCAACAUCCAAUUAAAAAACCAUUCUAUCCAGAUCUUGAAAGUUACACAGAUAUAACAAUGGAUAGCUGUUAUGGUAGUAGUCUACGUAAAUCUUAUCCUUUCCCUAAUUGUAUUGAAACAGGUCAAUGUGGUACAGAAUACGAUACAAAUUGUUUUACGCAUGGAGCAUACUAUAACAACGAUUCAAGACCAUUUUUAGGUGGCUCAAAUAAAUUAACAUCAACUGCAUCAAUGGCUGCAGCAGCUGCAGCCGCGGCUGUUACCGCAGCUGAUCGUCACUGGAGACAAAUGGAAAAUACUAAAUAUACUAAUCAUCACCAUCCACAACAAGUGUAUGAACGUGCUCAGUUUAAGCCUAAAGAUGAAUUUGAUCUGCAGGGUAAUCUAAACAGAAUUAAUUCAAAAAUGGAUACCAAUUUCAGUGGCCAUGAUGAUGAUGAGGAUUCCAGUGAAGAAUCAAAACAAUCCGAUUCAAAUGAACAUAGUUCUAAUGAAGAUGAAGAAAGUUCUCCAGCUGAUGGACCUUUAUUUAAUUCAGGAGAACAUUUAAUAAAUGGUGAAAACAUUCCAAAUUCAAAUCAUGGAACGUUUCAUAAAAAAAAUCUGUUAGGAAAUCACCAAGGUAAAGAGUACUUGAAAUCGAUAGGGAAUAACAAGCGAAGAAAGACUAUAUCUAUUGAACGUCAGAAAAACGAACAACUUCUGAGACAAUAUGUACUAGAUGCUUGUUCGGUUUUAUCUAUGUUAGACCGUCGAAUCGGUGGUCGACAAACUCGUUUGAUAAUAUGUGUUAACGCGAUCACCGGGACAGUAGAAAACUCAGCAGCGACUAAGAAACUUUUGGAUUUUAUGCAUCUGUUAGAUCAUAUUCUAAUGAAGCCACCAACUGGCGGUAAAAGUUAUGAUGUCCCUUUAAUUCUUGCUCCAAUUGGAGCUACAGAAGGUGUAAUGAAUGACAUACCACCUACAGUCUGGGUACCUAAUGCUGUUAUGAUUAUCGCAGCUAACAUCUCAGGUAUCAGCGCUAAUAAUUCAAGAACACAUACUCUCGAUUCAGUUAGUCUGAAUGAUCUUAACCAAAUGCACCGAAUGUCUUCCGCUUUGAGAUUGUCGUUGUCAAAUUCUUCAGGAGGAUUCAAUCCUAAGAUUUGGUACUCUAUUCAUCAGUUGUGUCAUUUACCCAUAUACAUAGAAGAUGAACCACUUUGUUUCAGAGUAUAUGAUCAAAUCAACGAACAACCAUUUAUUAGCCCUGCACGCUCAGCAUCAAAUGUACAACAAUCGCACCAAGAGAAAAAGACUGAAGUAUCUCAGCCAAAAUCAAUGAUCGAUCUUUAUGUGGGCAAACAUGAUUUAUUGCAUUUCAAUAAAAAAAGAUUUCGUCAUCUUUUGACACUGACAGCUUUUACAGGUCGUAUGGUGAAAUUGGAUAGAUUAUUCACCCAACGCAUUAUUUAUCAAAGUGGUCAAAAAAGUCUAUCAUAUUUAAGUGCUUUACAAUAUUUUGCUAACGAACCUUCGUUAAAUACACUUGUGAUGUGGUUAUGCUUUUUAACACAUUGGCCAUUUCAUGCUGCAUGGUUAGGUGUAUUUAUUGAAAAUUAUCAAAAGUGUGAAAUCAAAGAACGUAAUAAUUAUUUACUAACUAAUCAAACCUCGCGUUCACAACCUGAAGGUCUUAAUCGAACACUAAAUGAUACUAAUCCGUCACAAUUUGGAAUGGAACAAUUGGGUCCAAGUUUAACUGCUCUAUAUUCACGUGUAAUAAAAAGAUUUGGACCAAUUAUUCAAGCAGUACGUCUAAAAGCAUUGUCUGCAUCAUUUCUAGCUACUAGUGGAGUAAACUCAAUAUCAGGAACAUUUCAUACUAACACUGAACCUCCUCUCAUAACCAAUGAAUUAUUGACAAGUAUUAAUAAAACUUUAAAAAUCUGUGAAAUUGCUUUUUAUGAUAAAGAUCCAACGAAACUUGGUGAAUUUCUAAGAUCAUGUGAUUCAAAUAAAUUAGAUUCGACUAUUUUACAAACUGGAUCAGUUACAAUUCAUCAGCUUUUGAGAAUUAUGAAGUUAACGCCAUUUUUAAAUCCACAAAUGAGCAAUUGGAUUGCAGAAUCACUGCUUCCUAAGAUGAAUAAACUCGAAAAGAAUAACGAACAAAAUGUGAUAGAAAGAAAACCAGCCAGUUCAAGAAGUAGUCGACGUUCACAUACAUUUAAUAUGACAGAAGAUCAUGGUAUUGUUUUACCAACUAAUGUUACAGAAAUCAAAAGGGAUUCAUUUAGAUCAUGUAUAGCAAAACUUAAGGAGACAGUUCCAAAGAAACCUUUAAAUCAAUUUACAGUGAAUGAAGUAUGUCAGUUGGUUGAGAGAAUAGUGAUUUUAACUAACAAAUAUUUCAAAAGUAAUAAAAUGGGUCUCUGUCAAGACUCAAGGUCACAUGAUCACUUAAUUAACAUUCAGAACAAUUCAGAUUUAACUAAAAGACUGAGUUCUGAAGAGUCUGAAACACUAAUUAAUGAUCCAAUUCCACCAGCAGCUGUAAACACAACAUCGGAUAAUAUAACUGUAUCAUCAACUAUUAGACGUUAUACAGAUUCUAUAAGAAAGUUCAAUAUCACGGGAAGUGUGCUAGACCUAUGUCCUUUAAAGGAUCUAGAAGUGAAGCUUAAUAUAUCUCCUAUUGACUGGAAAUUAUUUUGUGCGUUUAUACAGCACUUGAAACAAACUGAAUGUGAAGAAAUGUUGAUAUCAGUAAAAUCACAAAAUUCCAACGCACAAUUCACAGUACCAUGUAAACAUUUAGCUCAAAAUUAUCCAAGAAUUAUUCAGAGUUCUAGAGAUAAACUUAUUGAAACAGACAAAUCGUCAGUACUAUCUGAAAUAAGGAAAGAUCAGCUACAGAUGAACACAAUAAGUGAUACAAGUUUGACGGUAAAAAGUGCGCCAUUAAUAAAGCACUACGAAUUGGACAAUGAAGUAAGACAAAAUGAGCGUAAUGAUAAAGCAGACCAAAUCAGUGUAAUGCAUAACAACAGAUCUAUGAGCAUGGUCGGUGUAAACAGAUUAAAUGAUACUGAACAUGUUAUAAACAGCAAUAUUCAUGUACCACGAUACGAUCGUACAAUGGCAAUUUCCAAACUGAAAACUAAAUCGCAUCAUCAUUCUAAGGCGAUGGAACAAGCAAUUAACUCUACACAAUUACCUUGUGAAAAGCAUCACUAUACGUUAUCACCUCAAUCAAGACAAACAUAUAAUAAUGAUAAAUAUGUUAAAUCACAGUAUGAAUCGAAAUCACAACAAUAUCCUUAUAUUGUUCAGCCACAUUUACAUCAUAAACCAAAGCAUCAAAAACCGUCAGAAUGUAAAACGCCGUGUGAUCAAAAUGAAUGUAACUGUUGCAUGCACAAUAUAGUGACACAAGAUGCUCUGACGGUAUGUCAUGCUCAUACUCUACCUCAUAACUCACAUAUUUACCAACAGAAACAAAAUCACCACCAAGAAGCACGUGAGUCAGUCAUACCUCCUCAUCUAUCGUCAAGCGCUGCCUUUUGUAAUCAUCACCGUAAGUUGAUUACUGGUAACGAUUUAGCGACGACAACAGCAGCUUCAGCAACAGAACAAGAAGAAUCACCAAACGAAAACUUGGGAAUAUCAAUUCGUCGAUGUUUACAGUGCGAACUUCCAUUUAAUACUGAGCUUAACCAUCAAUGUGUGCAACAAUAUAUUCCUGAUUUGUAUAAUUCACAUAAACAAGUCAGUUCAAGUGCUCUUUAUACUUAUAAAACUGCUGAAUUGAUGCAUCAUUCUCUAGAGUUACCACACAUUCGUAGCCAUGAAAUUAAAAAGGUAACACAAUCCCCUUCUGUGCGUCAUUUUAAUACAGUCAAUGAUUUUCCGGAAAUCAACAAAAAAGACUCAGCUUCUACCUCAUUAGCUGGUGAAAUCGGUGAUGAAGUUGCUGAUAUGAGUCAACUUAGUAAUUAUGAAGAUGAUAAUGAUGAUGGUUUUUUAUUAUCUGGUCAAAAAUUAGAAGGAAAACGAAUCAAGAAAUCCUCAGCCACCAUUAUAGAUAGUGAUGCAGUACUAUAUCAACAUCCAUGUGAUUGUAAUUACUGGUAUGCACAUGAACAACAAGCACAACAUCAAGAACAUAAUCAAUUAGGAUUAUUUCAAAAUGAACCAAUUAAACCUCCUGAUUAUAAAAUUAAUUCUAAUCACCAAGAUGAUCAGCUAAAUUCUAGUUUGGAUACAUUAAGUACUACAACAAAUACUAGCAGUAAUAAUAGCAGUAAUACUAGUAUAAUUAAUGAUAAUAUAAGUAAACAUAGUCAAUUAGAUAUCAAUUCAAUAAACAGUUGUGAUCAACUUACAUCAGAAUGUUCUAGUGAUAAUACAAUGAAUUCAAAGUGA